Molecule: messenger RNA, 366 nt
Organism: Grammomys surdaster
Lineage: Eukaryota; Metazoa; Chordata; Mammalia; Rodentia; Muridae
Product: isopentenyl-diphosphate delta-isomerase 2
Exons: 3
Biological process (GO): isoprenoid biosynthetic process; isopentenyl diphosphate biosynthetic process
Cellular component (GO): cytoplasm
Molecular function (GO): isopentenyl-diphosphate delta-isomerase activity
Source: RefSeq, a predicted model, not a curated record
AUGUCCCAGGCAAGCAAAACUCACCUUGAUGAACUCCAGAUAGAACGUCUGGAGGAGAAGUGCAUUGUCAUUGACAAGCAGGAUCAGAUCAUUGGGGCUGACACCAAGAAGAACUGCCACCUCAUGGAAAACAUCAACAAGGGCCUGAUACACCGAGGCUUCAGUGUGGUCCUCUUCAAUACGAAAAACCAGCUCUUGGUCCAGCAGAGAGCAGAUACCAAGUACACUUUUCCUGGACAUUUUACAGAUUCCUGUUCUAGUCACCCUUUGUAUGUGCCUGAUGAGCUGGAAGAGAAGGAUGCUGUGGGAGUGAGGAGAGCAGCCCUGAGACGCCUGCAGGCUGAGCUGGGCAUCCCCCAGGACCAG